Molecule: messenger RNA, 2594 nt
Organism: Gymnodraco acuticeps
Lineage: Eukaryota; Metazoa; Chordata; Actinopteri; Perciformes; Bathydraconidae
Exons: 5
Coding region: 414-1934 (506 amino acids)
Source: RefSeq, a predicted model, not a curated record
AGCUCCACAGACAUAGAGUCUUCACAGAGCCCACAGUAAAAUAUAUUUAUCGAAAUAAAACGUGAGUUAGCUGAGCUGACAUAUGUCGUGUUUCACUGUCCGAACCAUGAAGGAGUAAAACCUCGGCAGUGGGAGAAAUCUGAUCUGGAUGGAACCGACGCGUCUACGAGACGUUUUCAAAUGUAUAACACUAUCUAUUGCAGCAAUGGAGGAUAUUGGUUUCCAUCCCAAAGCCACCAGUGAUCCCCCUGUUCCCAGAGCCACAGUCACUGAGGCUGUUGGGCUGCAGCACAUCCCAGCAGUGUGUUGAAGUUGUGUUUUGCAGUGGAUUUCUCGAGUCUGCAGAUGUAUAAGAAGGAUGAUUUAAUCUUGUUUUAGCGCUCCCGUCUGCUGCCAAAAAUGGAAACACUUGUAUGGAUAAGUCAAAGGCCGGCAGGGAAAAACUCAACGCCAAAUUCGCAGAUCCAUCCAAGUGGAGGCAAAACAAGCAGAAACAGCUGAGGAUGGAGGGUAAAUCAUAUGUGAGCAAACGCAAAAAAGACGGCGAGGAAGUAAUAAAACAGCCAAGAUCAAUCGGACCGCGGUGCACCUCGAAUGCAUGCAAAAAGACAACAAAUCGUCUUUGUAAUGAAAUCAAUGAGGAGGCCAGGAAGAAAAUGUUUGAUGAUUUCUGGGAGCACAUGAACUGGGCUCAGAGAAAACUGUAUGUAGCAGAACAAGUGGACCGCGACCCCGUGGAGAGAUCUCGGGCAGUGGGAUUGCAGUCGCGAAGAUCAGUUUCUCUGCGUUAUCACUUGAUGUUGGCUGGAAAAAGGCAACAAGUGUGUAAAAACAUGUUCCUGUCCACUCUGGGGAUAGGAGAGUGGUCUGUGCUCAACUGGACACAGAAAGGAACACAAACAAACAAUGAAUCAAAUGAAGACAAAUUACAAAAGAGUCAGACUGUCCCUCAUUGCCCACAUGACAACCCAGUUACUUCUGCAGUCAAUAACUCUGCAGAAAGUUCCCAGGAACAAGUGAUUGCCACUGACAGAGACAGGCAGCCAGAACCAGAGGGGGCAGACGGAAAUAAAUCCAGAGUUGCCAAGCCGCUGACGUGGAAGCAGAAUCGACAGAAGCAACUCAGGAUGGAGGGCAAACCGUACAUCAGCAAACGAAAGAAAGACGGCACCACCAUAACUAAAGGUCAGAGGACAAUGGGAUCGGGAUGCUCAUCCAGUGCCUGCAAAAGGGCAUCCAACCGCUUCUGUGCUGACUUCAGUGAAGAAGGGAGGAACCAGUUGUUCACUAGUUUCUGGCAGUGUAUGACGUGGGCUCAGAGAAAGGUCUACGUGUCCGGAUUAGUCGACUGCGACCCGGUUGAAAGAACACGAGCACCAUGGACUCAGUCGAGAAGGUCUGUCUCGAUGCGGUAUCAUUUGAUAGCCGACGGCAACAGAAAACAAGUUUGCAAAAAGAUGUUCCUCUCCACUUUGGGGAUUGGAGAGUGGUCAGUGCUUAACUGGUCACAACAUAUAUCCCAGCAGGACAAUUCGGAGCGAAUCACUAAGAAACAAACACAAGGGAAAUCCCGUAAAGCGUCUGAGCAUAUAGUCCUGAAUGAGUUCCUCCAGAGUUUACCAAAGGUUCCCUCGUACUGUUGUGGGACGUCCGUCUCCAAACUGUAUCUGGAGCCAGUCUUCUCCAACAUGUCCGAGGUGUACAGGCACUACUACAACCACUGCUCAGAGAGGAAGACCACAGCGCUCUCUCGCCAGGUGUUCUGUGCUGUAUUUAAAAAUAUGGAUUUGAGGUUGUGUGAAUCCAAAAGGGAUCAGGGAUGUUCUUUCGGUGCGACUGGGAAUUUGUUUAAUGAGCUCUGGGAGGAAUACUGCUUGGAGAGAGGAGGGCCACAAUCAGAGAAAGUGGGUAAUCCAGUAGAGAAGGGUUCAUGACCAAAAGGUAUUAGUGACUUUAACAUACACAUAUACACAUUUUGGAAAGAACAAUUCCAAGACUUUGCCUCAAUGACUUCUCACAUUUUAUCAAAUCAUUAUGAGGACUAUGAUAGAUUCUAUAAUCAACCCAGUCUCCAUGCAGCUUAGCUGUCGUUUCACUGGAAUUAUCUAAGCACUCCAUUUAUUUAUUUUUUUGUAAUUGAGAAUGCGUUGUUGUUCCCUAAAAUGUGAGUUAUUUUGUGAGAUAUAUAUUCUUCACCAUUAUAAUUAGUUCAAGACUAAAACAAAUGUGUGUCAUAAUGUGUGUUGGAAAAAUACUAAAACAUAUAUAUCUGUUAAUCUACUGUUUGGGAUUUCAAUAUGUGUGAUGUGUAAGGUCAACGUAAUUUGCCUUAAAGUAUUCGCAACGCUGCAAACUUUACAAAUGAUUUGUUUUAUUUAUUUUAUUCUGUGCUUAAGACAGACAUUAACAGACAUUUAAGUUUUCUUUUUUCUUUUAUGUAUUUAAUAAUAACAACAGAACAGUUUACAUAGUUGUUUUAGGGGCAGAGCACUAAAAGUCUGUUUAUUUUCCCGACUCAAGAGCUAGACUAAACCCACUCUUUCGUAAAGGUCAAAUUCAAACCACUCCGUCGCCUCUCACCCUGUAGCUUUUAC